Messenger RNA from Trifolium pratense (red clover), 1452 nucleotides. RefSeq lists its product as uncharacterized. The record is from RefSeq and is a predicted model, not a curated record. The transcript has 2 exons. Bases 222 to 965 code for a protein of 247 amino acids. Lineage: Eukaryota; Viridiplantae; Streptophyta; Magnoliopsida; Fabales; Fabaceae.
UAAUGAUGACAUGUCCAUCAAAAAUUAAACUAAUGAUAUGAAAUUCAUUGCAAGGGACUUCUGGCUUUCCACAUUAUAGCAAUAAGUAGGAAGUUACAUUUACAAGUUUGUGUCUAUAUAUCUUCCUCAUUUUAAUUAAUUGUGCAACCACUUGCAAGUCUAUGAAUUUUCCUAUAAAUAAAUAGCCUUUCUAUUGCUUCUAACGUACACUCCCAUUCAAUAUGGCUUCUUCUUCCACCAAAGUGUCCAUGAAACUUCUCAUUGACACAAAGAAUGAGAAAGUUCUCUUUGCUGAAGCUUCAAAAGCUGUAGUAGACUUUCUGCUAAACUUGCUAUGCUUGCCAAUAGGUACUGUAGUGAAGCUGCUAAGCUCAAAUGGCAUGGUUGGUAGCUUAGGAAAUCUGUAUCAGAGUGUUGAAAAUCUCAACCAGAAUUACAUGCUCCCAGAUCAAACUAAGGAUGUUCUUUUAAACCCAAGAGCUCAAAGCUCUUCAACUGAAAUCUCAGGCUUCCUUACUCAGAACGAUUCCAGUGACAACGACCAAGGAUCUAAGUUAUACAUGUGCACAAAUAAGUGUAAUUUCCAGGUGGCAUAUGAUAACAAAACUCAAUGUCCUGGCAGUCCUGAGUAUAAUUAUUGCUGCCAUAUUAUGAACAAUGAAGUUAAUUAUGUUGGAAAUAAGGUUGCUGCAAAGAAAAUUACCAAUAUUAAGAGUGGAUUUGUGAAAGAUGUUGUAACCUACAUGGUGAUGGAUGAUUUGGUGAUUCAGCCCAUGUCAACUAUAUCUUGCAUCACACUGUUGAACAAGUUCAAUGUCAAAGAGAUUGGCACCUUGGAAGAAAAGGUGGUUGAGAUCGGAAUGGAAGAGGGUAUCAAGUUACUUAAGGCUUCUCUGCAGUCAAAGAUGGUCUUGACUAGUGUUUUCAUCAAGAAGACGGAAUCAGAUUUGGUGCUGUCAAAUUAGCACACAGUAACACGCUGUUUUCAAUUUAAACCGUCCGAUUUGAUUUUAAUGGCUGAGAUCAAUUUGAUUAGAAAAACCCAGUUUUUAAUCUAAGCCGCCCGAUCUGAAUUUAAUGGACGAGAUUAAAACUGCGUUAAACUGCGUGUUUUUUGGACUGUAGCAAAUCCGGGUCCAUGAUGGGUUUUUGGUUUUAUGGCGCGGUGUAAUGACGCCGGAAUAUUCUUGUCGUGGAAGGAACAACCGGUGGUUUGGGCUAGUGCAUGGAGGCCUUGAUUCGCACGUGUUUAUGGUUCUUUUAGCACGUGUGUAAGUGAAGGUUGGGAAUUUGGUUUUUUUUUUUUUUUUGACAUUUAGUAAUGGGGUUUAUUUUUUGAGUUUGGUAAGUAAGACCAAAAUACUUUGCAUGUAUUGAUUAAUGAAAAACAAAUCAUGAAUUAAUUUACUCUUUUUUUAAAAAAUUAUUUAUUAAUAGUAUUUCAUUUCUUUA